AUGAGCGAUGAGGUAGAUCUUCCUAAGGAGAUCUGGCACGAGGACUCGCGAACAGAAAACAACAAUAAUAAACAACAAACUCUGGCCGACGCUCUUCGGGGUUUGUCGGCCUCUUUUCUCACUGCAUUUUACUGUGCCUCUGCGCAUGGGUGUGGAGAGGGAUACAACAACACGAGGGCCGACGUCGCAAAGGAGGGGACUGUUCACCAUGCGUGGUAG
This is a messenger RNA of Colletotrichum orchidophilum, 219 nucleotides long. RefSeq lists its product as uncharacterized. Bases 1 to 219 code for a protein of 72 amino acids. The record is from RefSeq and is a predicted model, not a curated record. Lineage: Eukaryota; Fungi; Ascomycota; Sordariomycetes; Glomerellales; Glomerellaceae. The transcript has a single exon.